Messenger RNA from Rhipicephalus microplus (southern cattle tick), 660 nucleotides. RefSeq names its product neprilysin-1-like. Gene Ontology annotation, biological process: protein processing. Gene Ontology annotation, cellular component: plasma membrane. The record is from RefSeq and is a predicted model, not a curated record. Lineage: Eukaryota; Metazoa; Arthropoda; Arachnida; Ixodida; Ixodidae. Gene Ontology annotation, molecular function: metalloendopeptidase activity.
AUGAUCGUUGGCUUUCCGCCCUGGAUCAAGAGCGACCGGGACCUGGAUGAGUUUUACAAGGGCGUCCCGGAUCUGCGCAAAGAGGAUUUCUUCAUCAGCCUCCUGCUCACGCUCAAGAUUUACAACCGCAUCAUGUAUGCCCACCUUUGCCGUUUCAAGAAGGCUGAGGACUUUGGACCCAUCAAUUUCGGUGCCCUCGGAACUAUCAUGGGGCAGCAGCUGACGUACGGCUUCGAAGAGCAAGGCGCUCUGUACGACGAGCACGGCAAGCUGGUGGAGUGGUGGUCUCGCGAGACCCACCGCAAGUUCAUCAUUAGCGCCCGCUGUGUCUCCGAGCAGUAUUACCACUUCAACAGCCCCAUCACUGGAAUGAAGGCCCUUCGGGUGUACAUAACCAAGUACGAGGAGCGCUACGGCAUGUACUCCAUUCCCGGCAUGGAGGCCUGGACCAUGGAGCAGGUGUUCUUCAUCGCGUACGGCCUGUCGCGGUGUGAGGUCUCCCGGAAGCGCUCCAUGUACUUCUAUGUUCGCCCGCGUGACCAAAUACCGAACCGCUUCUGGACCAUCAUCCAGCUGAUGAAUUUCGGGCGGUUCUCGGCCAUCUUCAGCUGCAAGGUUGGCACCAUCAUGAACCCGGACCAGAAGUGCAUUGUCUGGUAG